GUCUGUCUGUGUGUGUGCCUGUGUGUGUAUGUGUGUGUGCAGGUGUGUCAGGAGACAACAAAAUCUGCUCAAGGUGAGGAUUAGCGUUGUUGAUUGCUGUUGGUUUUGAAGACCUGAUUAGACUGCUUCCUAAAUGCUCAGCCUUUAGGCCAUUUUUAAAAGCAACCGCAGCAUUUUUUGAUCCGAAGCGUGAGAAGAAUGCGUUUUUCCGUCGUAGUCCACUUCUGUUGGCGGCGCUUCGGAUUUGGACGGCGCCUACAAUUUGAAUAAAUCUGCCAUUCAAGCAGUCAAUCAAUCAGUGCGGUGACUGAUGGGUCGUGUACUUAAAACACUGAUAUUUAUGGCCUGUGUGGUCUUAGAAUGAGUGUCUGGUGGAUAAAAAUUCCAGCCUGUGUGUGUGUGUGUGUGUGUGUGUGUGUGUGUGUGUGUGUGUGUGUGUGUGUGUGUGUGUGUCUCCAGACACAAGAGACUCGACUAAGAUUGUGUCUCUCUCUCUCUCAGGCGAGUCAAUCUAAGUCUGUUUAUAAAUCCCAAAAUCCAUCAAUGUCUCCAUGAGCUUUACAGAUCCUUAGCGAUUGACAACCACCAAGCUUCGGAUCAUCUACGAAGACAAAGACGAAAAUUCCACAAAAUCCGUUUAGUGAAAAACAACCCACUUUGGGAAUGUACGAAAACGAAAAUUGACGAUGAAUUUUUUUAUUUGGUACCGAGCAGCAUGAUGGUGAACCGGGUAGCGAUCCCUCCUCACAGCUCCACGGUCACUACUGCGUUUUCCUCACAGUUCGCUCCAGCUCCAGCGCUUUUCUCCUCACAUCCCAGGAGGUGGAUCGUUUGAUCUAAAUACCCCCUGGAUGUGAACGUGUAUGUGUGUGUGUGCUUGGGUUGAACCUCUGUCCUGUCCAGUGUGUAUUUCUGCCUCAUACACAGUUUUCAGUACAAGUCUAACCAGAAUAAUGCACUUUCCAAGCAAAUUAAAUCCAAUCUACAGUAGGUAGAGUCAGGGUUCUCUGUAACACCCGAGACGGAUCCGGAUGUGGAUCCGGAGCCGAUACAGAAGCAAUACACCCUGGAUGGGAUGCCGGUCUACUACAGGAGACUAUUCACACACUCGUUCACACACUAAGGGCAAAUUUAGAGUCCAAGGAUAAUUUGAAGACAGAGGAAGGACACUGAUGUAGCUUCCAGAAACCAGUUUGAAUCUCUACACACAGAAACAUGAGCUAGCGUGGAAGCUGUGAGGAGGCAACGAUGCUAUUUUGUUUUUGUGCGUUAUUGCACCAAGUACCUGAUUAAUACACUACAGUUUGUGUUCGAAAGAUAGCUUCGGUGAUGAGUAUAUGUGGUAUGUUUGUGUGUGUGUGUGUGUGUGUGUGUGUGUGUGUGUGUGUGUGUGUGUGUGUGUGUGUGUGUGUGUGUGUAUAUGUCACAUGUUCUGUCUGUUACCAUGUAAAACCAGCAUAUGAAUCAUGCCGCUUUCUGACCUACAAAUGUGGGAAGUCAUGAUUCACCCAAAGCUGAUUUUAACCUUCCUCAGGCCAGCUUGCUUUCCUCCCCACCACACACACACACACACACACACACACACACACACACACACACACACACACACACACACACACCCGCACGACACAAACACAACACACACAGUGACACCAGCAGGCUUUUCAUCAUUCUCUGGAGGAGCUUUAGUGUGCACUCUGCCGCUCGGUUUGAUUAAGGGGGCAGCAUGGACUUUUUGUUGUCACUUACAUCUGGAAUGUCUCAGCUUUCUCAGAAGCCAGUGUUUUAACCGGAGUGCAUGUGUAACUUUCUGAGGGUGUGUGCGGUAUGUCCGUGGAUGAGCAGCCGGAGGGCCCGAUGUACGUGUAUGAGUCGACGGUGCACUGCUCCAACCUCCUGCUGGGUCUGAACGAGCAGCGCGAGCGCGGUCUGCUCUGCGAUGUCACAGUGCAGGUGGAGGGCAAGCAGUUCCGCGCCCACCGCGCCGUGCUGGCGGCCUGCAGCGGAUACUUCCUGCAGGGUCUGGUGGCACACGGUGACAACGAGCUCAUCUUCACCAUGCCCGAUGAGGUCACUGCCAGGGGCUUUGCUCCAUUGUUGCAGUUUGCCUACACAGCCAAGUUGCUGCUCAGCCGUGACAACAUCCAGGAAGUGAUACGCUGCGCAGACUUCCUUCGCAUGCACAACCUAGAGGAUUCCUGCUUCCGUUUCCUGGAGGCACAGCUGCGGAGUGAGGAAGACGGGGCCUUGAUCUGUCAAAAGGUGGCGCCGGAGAGCAACCAUUCAGAAGAUGAGAACAUGCAAGCUGAGGCAUCGGCUAUGACGACGAAUGCACCGGUCACUUGGGCUGCUUCUCCGCGCUCCCGUCGCCAUCCCGAUGCCCUCAAUGCUCUGCGGCGGCCAGACCAUGAGCGGCUUGUAGCCAGCGCUGACUUCCCAGAUGGUCAAGUGGACUCAGAACAGCAGGUCACCUCGGAUCUGCCACGGUGCCCUAAGUACAGGAAGUACCAGCGGGCUUGCAGUAAGCACAACAGCAACGAGAGCUCCUCACACACCAGUAGUACCUCAGGUUUCCCAAGCACAUUGCUCAGCGGGCCGGCUGUGACUCGCAUCAAGCAGGAGCCGCAGGAGGGCGAGGAUGAACCCAUCACUUUGGGUCUGUCAGGCGAUGAGGAUGAUGGCAGGGACAAAGACAAUGGCACUGCCGACAUGGAGUUGGAUGACAAUGGACUGCACGGUCUUUUCAAGCCUGCCAACAUUUCCCAGCAGCUUAACGACAGCAGAUUGGCCUGCACCCAGGUCAAAGCAAGCACUCAGGGAGAGCACAAAAAGGACUACAGGCCUUCACAGGUGCCUGUGGCCUUCCCCAAAGAUGCUGACAGCUUUUCCACAGGACUGUCUCUGAGGCCAGCAUCCUGUGAAGGUGUGUGUAAGCAGGAAACAGAGUUAGACCGGCGCAGCGUCAUCUUUUCUUCAGGAGCCUGUGAGCAGCUGCCCACACCUGCCCAUUCCUACCCAGGCAGCAACUCCCAUGACAAGGAGUUGGUCGACCACCUGCCUAAAGGACAGUGGGUUGGAGGAAGCCAGUCGCUGCCAAGCUCGCAGAGUUUUUCCUCCGGUGCUGCUUCCGUCGAAGUGCCGACGCCUCUUUGCCGCCAAAGGCCCAACACCAGCUGCCCUGUGCCCAUUAAGGUGUGCCCGCGUUCUCCACCCUCUGAGACGCGCACCCGCACCUCCAGCUCCUGCUCAUCAUAUUCCUAUGCCGAGGACGGCAGUGGUGGCUCUCCCUGCAGUCUGCCACAGUUUGAGUUCUCCUCAUCACCCUGCUCCAACAUGGCUCGUUGUAUGCCUACGGACCCACAGGAUCUGGGCACAGGUACCGAUGUACUGUUUGGCCAAGCAAGGCCAAAAAUCAAGUGCGAGCAGGCUUAUGGAACCAACUCAAGCGACGAGUCUGGAUCCUUCUCUGAAGGAGACAGUGAGUCGUGCCAUGUUCAGGAGCAAGGACCAGAAAUCAAGCUACCUUUCCCCGUAGAUCAAAUCACAAAUCUUCCACGCAACGACUUCCAGAUGUUGGUGAAGAUGCACAAGCUGACGUCAGAGCAGCUGGAGUUCAUCCACGACGUGCGCAGACGGAGUAAAAACCGCAUCGCAGCCCAACGCUGUCGGAAGAGGAAACUCGACUGCAUCCUCAACCUGGAGUGCGAGAUACGCAAACUAGUAUGCGAGAAGGAGAAGCUGCUGACCGAGAGGAAUCAGUUGAAGGCGUGUAUGGGUGAGCUGUGGGAGAAUUUCUCAUGCCUGUCUCAGGAGGUGUGUCGAGACGUCCCACUGAGCCCCGAGCAAGUCCAGUCUCUCCAUCACUACUGCCCCGUCCUACGGCCCACCUCUGACUCCACCUCACCCGCGCCGCCCGCCAGCAUCGACCUCACCACCCGGUCCGGAGCCGCUACACCCGAACCCGAAUUCGUCAAAACGUUGGCUACAAACGACAGGCACCAGGCACCAGCAUCAGCCCGGUGUCACGUAGGGAACGGCGAGGGGGAGGAGACGACGUCUAGCUCCGCUUACCUCGAGGCGGGUCGGUCCUUGGAACAGUCCAGUCAGACGGUGACUGUAGACUUCUGUCAGGAGAUGACGGAUAAAUGUACCACUGACGAACAGCCGAGAAAGGACUGUACCUAAUGAUGGCGUUCUGUUUCGUUUGAUUCUUUCUUUCUUUCUUUCUUUCUUUCUUUUUUUUUCCUUUUCUUUGUUUUUUUUUCUUCUCUUUUUUCUUUUGUUAUUAUUUAAUUUUGAUAUAUCCUCUGACAAACCCCUGAAAGUUCAUGGGGUGUUAAGAUGGUCAGCCUCUGCCAGUGUUGAAUCUAUGAAUCUUUUUGUUUGUUUGUUUGUUUGUUUGUUUUUAUAUAUUUAUGUCUUUUUGAGUCUUUUUUUUAAUUAUGAUUUUAUUUUGUCUGUUUUUUAACGGUUGACACUACAGUUGUCUUAACAGCAGCAAUACUGUUACUCCAGGUUCUCUCGGGCUCAGCCGCGACUGACGCGUCUCACGUGAAAAGGAAAAAAAAAAACAAAAAAAAACACAACUAUCGAUGGUGCUACACAUUUUAUCUCCCUGCCGCUGACCUUCAUCAGUGUCUUCUCCGGGUCACAGUCCAGCUCACGGGGGACCGUCUCCCACCGCAUCUCACAUAUCGAACCUCCACGGACCUAGCAGCAGCUCGAUAUCUACUCAUCUACUCUCUUUUCUCUCUCGAUCCAUCUAUCCUUCUUUCUCUGUCGUUCGCUUGCAGUA
Tachysurus fulvidraco (yellow catfish) is the source of this 4795-nucleotide messenger RNA. It is a transcript of the gene bach2b, whose product is annotated as BTB and CNC homology 1, basic leucine zipper transcription factor 2b. Gene Ontology annotation, biological process: regulation of transcription by RNA polymerase II. Gene Ontology annotation, molecular function: RNA polymerase II cis-regulatory region sequence-specific DNA binding; DNA-binding transcription factor activity, RNA polymerase II-specific; protein binding. The transcript is spliced from 5 exons. The record is from RefSeq and is a predicted model, not a curated record. The coding region runs from base 1828 to 4185 and encodes 785 amino acids. NCBI's taxonomy places the organism in Eukaryota, Metazoa, Chordata, Actinopteri, Siluriformes, Bagridae.